Eleginops maclovinus (Patagonian blennie) is the source of this 960-nucleotide messenger RNA. It is a transcript of the gene foxb2, whose product is annotated as forkhead box B2. The transcript has a single exon. NCBI's taxonomy places the organism in Eukaryota, Metazoa, Chordata, Actinopteri, Perciformes, Eleginopidae. Bases 1 to 960 code for a protein of 319 amino acids. Gene Ontology annotation, biological process: regulation of transcription by RNA polymerase II; cell differentiation; anatomical structure morphogenesis. The record is from RefSeq and is a predicted model, not a curated record. Gene Ontology annotation, molecular function: DNA-binding transcription factor activity, RNA polymerase II-specific; RNA polymerase II cis-regulatory region sequence-specific DNA binding.
AUGCCUCGUCCUGGGAAGAACUCCUACAGCGACCAGAAGCCUCCAUACUCCUACAUAUCACUGACAGCGAUGGCUAUCCAAAACUCAACCGAAAAAAUGCUGCCUCUGAGUGACAUUUAUAAGUUCAUCAUGGACCGGUUUCCGUAUUAUCGAGAGAAUACUCAACGAUGGCAGAAUUCCCUGCGACACAACCUGUCCUUUAACGACUGCUUUAUCAAGAUACCUCGGCGGCCCGAUCAGCCCGGGAAAGGCAGCUUCUGGGCUCUCCACCCGGACUGCGGUGACAUGUUUGAGAACGGCAGCUUCCUGAGGAGACGAAAGCGCUUCAAAAUACUUCGGGCUGAGCAAAUGGCCUGCAAGAGCUCCCCGAUGAUGCAUUACUUUCACCAUCACCACCACCACCCGGGCAGCAAGCUGGGCACAGCAUCCGGCCAUCAUGAGCACCAAGCCGGCCCGGCAAGCACUGUGGGUCGGCUCCCACACUUUCAGGGUUAUGGGGGCAUUACGUGCGCACAGUCCGGCGGGUUUAAACACCCAUUCGCCAUCGAGAACAUUAUAGGACGGGACUACAAGGGUGUGAUGGCCAGCGGGCUCCCCCUCACCUCAGUCAUGCAUCACCUGGGGUACCCGGUGCCCCCUCAGCUCAGCAGCGUGGUCAACUCCAUGUGGCCGCAUGUCGGGAUGCUGUCAGAGUCCAUGGGUGGAGUGCACGUCCCCGGGUCAUCCGAGUAUGCACCCUUCAGUAUGUCAGCGAAGGGCCUGUACCACAAUGCCAACGGGCAAACCCUUCCUGCCGUACCUGUGCCAAUAAAACCCACCCCAUCCCUGGGGCCCGUGCCCAGUUUGACGGGAUUGCAGAGCGGCCCUUCCCAGCUUUGCUCACCGGUCUCAGUGAUGGAGAAAAGCGACUUGCUUGAAGGGAAAGGAAAUCCGCUACACCCGGCUCUUCUGCUGUCCUAA